Aphanomyces invadans is the source of this 378-nucleotide messenger RNA. RefSeq lists its product as hypothetical. The record is from RefSeq and is a predicted model, not a curated record. NCBI's taxonomy places the organism in Eukaryota, Oomycota, Saprolegniomycetes, Saprolegniales, Verrucalvaceae. The transcript has 4 exons. Bases 1 to 378 code for a protein of 125 amino acids.
AUGAUGGUCAGCAUCAUAAUCGACCCAAUAAAGCCUGUUGGCCCCCAGGAGGUCGUGAAGGAGCAGAUUGCAUGCAACGAGUACACAACUACGUACCAGAUGCUCGUCAAGCUGCGACCUGAUGGUCGCGGCCCACCCAAGGCGAACAAGCCCAAUGCUGAAGAGGAAUGUUUCUCUGCAGUGUCUCUUGAGCAGCUGCGUCGGCUGCUCAAGGAGAAUACGGAUGUGUUCCGUGUGGAAAUGGGCUGCGAUCCGCCUGUUAAGGUGGAGCUCCUGAAGUGGUACCCGUCUCUCCACAUGGAGUACCUCAAGGAGCAUGUGGGUGAGGUCGAACGCGCCGGUCUCGUCUACCGAAACUACCGGUCGAGAUGGGCAUGA